This is a messenger RNA of Actinia tenebrosa (Australian red waratah sea anemone), 447 nucleotides long. RefSeq lists its product as uncharacterized. The record is from RefSeq and is a predicted model, not a curated record. Lineage: Eukaryota; Metazoa; Cnidaria; Anthozoa; Actiniaria; Actiniidae.
AUGUUGUUGUUGAUAUAUUUUAGAAGAACUUUGAGCCAGCUUUAUAACGACAAGUGGGACAACAACUGGAAGGACAUUCUGCCAAAGGCACCUGAAAAACCAAGCGAUGAGACAGGAGUCUGGAGACUAAUAGAUGAUGCAUCUGAUUGGAAGGACAUUUCCGAAAACGUUGCUAAGAUCCCAAAAUUACGUCAACGACACUGCUGCCAUUCAAGUGAAAGGAAGAGUGGCAAAAAACGCUGCCAUGACAAUUUUAAAAAACUUAUGAUAUUAUUCAAGAAUAAGGAAAGAAGAAAUCUGAUAAAAACGAAUGAAAAAAUCAAUCCAUUGUUACAAGAAAAAACAGCCAAAGUAAUGGUUGACAAGUCGGUACAGACAGAUGAAGAUGCCAAUGAUGGCUUGUUCCUAGUUAUAUUAUAAACAAAAGAAGUAACCAUUUCUGGAGUA